UCCAUCCCAUCCCAUCCCAAUCUCUCGCUACAACAACGGAAAAUUGUCGAGGAAUUAGUUCUUUGAUUGAAUUUAUGGGGAGCUCCUUGAGGUUCACUGACGUCGUAUAUUGAUGUAAAUUGGGUUUCGUUUCGAUUGUUGGAUCUGCUGAUAUAUGGAAAAUUGAGGCAUUUUCUUGUUGGAGUCUAAGAUUUUGUGCUGGAAGUUCCAAUCUCUCGUAUGAUUGCUUCAUAUUUGGCCCCCUUGUGCCAAUGGGCAUUGUAAGGAUUAGGCCUCGGGGGCCUGGAAAUGAUGAUUCUGCAAGACAAAGUUUUCGUACCUUUCCACUCAACGAGCUCGCGCAAGAGGAGGGAUUGCUCUUGGAAAAGAACCCUGAUGAUGCUUUUGAUGACUGUGAACCUGCAGAGGUGGGUUGUGAGUUUGUCAUGGUUGAAGAUCAGAUAUGCAAUGUUCCAUAUGAGCUUUAUGAUUUGCCAGAUUUAAAGGAAAUUCUCUCUUUGGAGACCUGGAAUUCUUGUUUAACAGAAGAAGAAAGAUUUUCUCUAGCAGCUUACCUUCCAGAUAUGGACCGAGAGACAUUCUGUAUUAUGAUAAAAGAGUUGCUCAAUGGUGAUAAUAUAUUCUUUGGAAGUGCAUUGGAAAUUUUUUUCAAUAGAUUGAAAGGCGGAUUUUGUUCUCCACAAGUUUCUCACCUAAGGGAAGCUCUGCAGUUCUUGCAAAGACGGGGCUAUUAUCAUUAUCUCAGAUCAUAUCAUCAGAAUAUGGCUCAGAAGUUUAUGGACAUCAAAAGGGCAUGGAGCAAUUGUCAUCCAAACAUGAGCGUUGAGGAAAGGGUACGCAUUUGGAACAAUAGGAAAGAUUGCAGUCCUGUUUUUUUGGUUGAUCUCAAUGCAUUUCCUGCAGAAGAAGAGAUCUUAAACAAGGGCGAAAAGAACGUGGCAACCAUUCCAUUGUUAAAGAAGACCAGAUAUAUGAAUGAAGGCAUAAAUAUUCAUGACCCAACGGUUGUUUUGAAUGAUAUGGCAGCAAACAAAAAGACAAAAGCAAAGGGGGUUCUGAAAAUAAAACCAAUUGAAAUGAACACACUGCAAAAUCAACCUCUGCAACCAUUUCCAAGUGAGCCAUGGAAGCUAAGUAGGCGGCCACCCAAAGGUGUGUUAAAAAUAAAGCCUAAAUGUGAUCCUCUUGGUCGGCAAGAGCAAUCCAGAAUGAUCCAAAUUCCACCAGAACAAACUACAGCUGAUCUAUUGGGUGUUCAUACCUCUAGAUUCUCCACUUCACAGUUUGCUUUUCCAUGGGAUAAAAGGACUUUUGAUGAGAGGUUACAAUUUGUACAUCAGACAAGCAGAGAUGGAAAUACUUACAGAAGUUCUGGGUUUAUAGAAAAUCAUCGAAGAGAGGAAUUUCCAAACAUGGCUGCUGGACAGAGCUUCCAAAGAAAGAUAAAGAUGGUAAAGGACAUGAGGUCAGAUAAUGCCAUAGAGAUAAAUGAAGAAGUUUUUCCAUUGAAAAAUAACCAGAAAUUGAAGAUUUUUUCUCAUGAAACUAGUGGGUUGGGAGAGUUCCCCAAAGGAGACAACCUUCGAAACUCAGGUCAACGAAGUAGAGUACUUCAUUCUGGUUCUGCUGACUCAUACCCUAUUGCUCCUGAGAAUCAUCAAGGAGGAAGGCAGAUAACCACAGUGCAUUUCACACUUUCUGAAGCAGUUUCAGGGGUCCCAAUUGUUCCCACUGAUGAGCACCAGGCUUUUACAAAGUCUUCUGGUCAUUCAAAGCAUAAGCUUAGAGAUAAUAAUGAUGGAGUAUUGAAAGUGCCAAGUGUCCAAAUGGCUACUUUAGGGGUCGAAAGAGAAAAUCUUAUGUUUCCUAUAACAUAUAAGCGGAAAAAAGCAUACAGAAAGCUUAACCUGGUCGACUCUCUCAAGCAGCCACCCUUGGUAGCCGAUAUGGAGCCAGUAGCGCCGAGUGGAACAGUAAACAUGAAAGCGAAGGCCAUCAAGAUAAAGUUUAAAGGUUGGAAUGAUAAAAAUGCUGAGUACAACAAGAAAUGCUGAAAUGGGAUGAAACAGGGGUCUAUGUCAAGUUAACCCUAUAUGAUGUAAUCGAUGAGCAUUUUGCUGGAUCCUGCAACAAAUUAAUGAGGUUUCAAUGAUUCUGUUGGUGGGAUGCUGCAUUGGUUGCAAACAAGCUGCUACUAGUUAGGACUGACCGUGAAAAGCAGCCAAGCACCUGCUUCAGUAGGGCGUCUGGGAAAGAUUUGCUUGAAAUUUCUUAAAAUGUAACAUAUUCAGAGCUGAUCAUGGUUACAAAAGAAUGAAGCCACAUAAUAAGUGGCUUUUAUAUGCAUAUAGUUAUAUACAUAAAGCUUAGGUAUUUCAUUCCUUUCUCUGGGAUGAUCUGUAUUUGUUCUGUAUCCUACUAUCAGCGAGUAGGCAGAAGCAAAGCUAGUUUCUUCUUUUUCUCAUUACAAAUUAACUCCUGCUCAUUGUACGAGCUGAUCCUGGCAAAACCAUGCUGAGAUGUACAAGUAAAUUGACGUGUGUCGAUUUUAGUGUCCAAUAGAUAUUCUUGACUCUCAGCCUUCAUGACAUCAGCAAAUUUAACUUAAGCAAAUCUCAAAUCGUUUCUCUAUUCACGGAUAACAUUAUACUACAUCAAACUUGAUCAGUUUUUGGUUGCAGGGUUGAUGCAAGCUUUCCUUUUUUUAUCUUAAAGCUUCCAAUUCCUUAGUAAUCAGCCCUUUCAUCUGUGCUACUCAUCUUAAGCCCAAGGGCCAGGAGAUAAUUUCUGAAUAGUCUGAAACUACAAGUAUUAGAAAAUAUGUUUGAUUUCUUAAAUAAUGUUCAGGUCUUCUGAUAUUUCUAAAUGUGGUGAUCUACUUGGUGUUCUUGUUCUCCAGACUCUCUUAUUGACUGUAUAUGUUUCUGUCUCCUUUGGUCUGUUGGCUCUCUUUAUAACAGGCGUUAAUUUUGUUAACACUGUUCGUAAGACAGUCUUGACUCGAGUCUUAUGUUAUAAUAUUUUUGUGACAUUUUCGUUAUACAUAGUUUCUGAUCUUUGGAGAUCUUGUACUACUUAAGUGGUAGAAUCAUCUUGUUUACUUCUAGGAAAUCCUCGUUUGAAAAAGCAUUAGUAUUUUAGCAUCAUUAGUGUUGUUGAAUCUAACUUACUUUCUUUCCUUUGAAGCUUAGGUUGUUCUGGACAUAUUAAAGAAGUGUUGAGAGUUGCAUCAAUUUAGGAUAAAGUGGUGAAGAACCAAUUUAGGUGGCAAGGGCAUGUGGAAUGAAGAUUAUGGACACUGCAAUAAGGAGAUGUGCUUCAAUUUCUGUUGAAGAGUAUGGUAAUGAUUCGUGAAUCAGAAUUCACAGUGCCAGACCUGAAAAUUUGUGAUUAGGCUUGAUGAUUAUGAUUAUCAAGUAUUGAUAUGUGAGAUACCCAUGUUGCUAAGGAUCAAGGAAAACUGUAUCUUAUUCAUGGAAUGCAUUUUCUAGGGCAGCUUGGAUAGAGACUUGAGAGGUUUAAUAUCAAUAUAAUCUCGACUCCUUCGAA
Molecule: messenger RNA, 3549 nt
Organism: Phoenix dactylifera (date palm)
Lineage: Eukaryota; Viridiplantae; Streptophyta; Magnoliopsida; Arecales; Arecaceae
Cellular component (GO): Ino80 complex
Source: RefSeq, a predicted model, not a curated record